AUGAACUCACUCGCCAUCCGAGCCUCCAAGCUUCUCAGAUUCUCUCCGAGAUCUUCUCUUGUAAGUGCUGAGAGAGGCUCGAGGUCUUGGUUCUCGACUGGUCCGAUUGAUGAAGGCAUCGAAGAAGAUUUCGAAGCAACCAUUCCAGAGAGACCCGAGCUUCAGCCUCAAGGAGUUGAUCCCCGUAAAGGCUGGGGAUUUCGCGGUGUCCAUAGGGCGAUAAUAUGUGGGAAAGUAGGGCAAGCACCGAUACAGAAGAUCUUAAGGAACGGACGAACAGUGACGAUCUUCACAGUUGGAACAGGGGGCAUGUUUGAUCAGAGGCUUGUGGGAGCAACAAAUCAGCCGAAACCGGCUCAGUGGCAUAGAAUCGCAGUGCACAACGAAGUUCUUGGCUCUUACGCUGUCCAAAAACUCGCCAAAAACUCAUCGGUUUAUGUGGAAGGAGAUAUUGAGACGAGAGUGUAUAAUGAUAGCAUCAGCAGUGAAGUGAAGAGUAUCCCUGAGAUUUGCAUUCGCCGUGAUGGGAAGAUUCGGCUAAUCAAAUACGGUGAAAGCAUUAGCAAAAUCUCUUUCGAUGAGCUAAAAGAAGGGUUGAUUUAG
Messenger RNA from Microthlaspi erraticum, 603 nucleotides. The record is from the annotation of a GenBank genome assembly. Lineage: Eukaryota; Viridiplantae; Streptophyta; Magnoliopsida; Brassicales; Brassicaceae.